CGCACUGAUACGGAUUAACUAAUCUUAGCUCCCAAUCUCCCACACAGUCUGUCCCAGUCAGCAGUGUGAGCACCGAGCGUCACCCAAGCUGCCGGUUCUUCUCGACACCCGGGCGCCACGCAAGGUAAGUCAACAGCUCCUGAAUCCUGAUCCAAAUCAGUUCCCGUUCACCAUGGACGCCGCCGGGUCCUCGUCAUCCUCGCCGCUGCGCAUCGCGAUCGUGCCGUGGCUCGCGUUCGGCCACCUGCUCCCGUACCUGGAGCUCGCGGAGCGCCUGGCCGCGCGCGGCCACCGCGUGUCCUUCGUCUCCACGCCGCGGAACCUCGCGCGCCUCCCGCCGCUGCGGCCCGCCGCGGCCCCGCGCGUGGACCUGGUCGCGCUGCCGCUCCCGCGCGUCGAGGGGCUCCCCGACGGCGCCGAGUCCACCAACGACGUCCCCGACGACGAGCGGGAGCCCCUCUGGAAGGCCUUCGACGGCCUCGCCGCGCCCUUCGCGGGGUUCCUCACGGCUGCGUGCGCGGACGAGGGCACGAGGCCCCAUUGGAUCAUCGCCGACAGCUUCCACCACUGGGCCGCCGCCGCCGCCCUCGAGCACAAGGUGCCGUGUGCGAUGCUUCUCCCGACGGCUGCUCUGAUAGCUGCCAGUGCCGGAGCCGGCCGUCCUUCGCCGGAGGAGCACGCCGAGCAGCAACCGCAGCCGCGUUACGAGCAGGAGGGGCGGGCAACGCUCUUGACCGACGGUGACAUGUCAGGUAUGUCAAUCAUGCAGCGCUCCGUCUUGACGCUAGAGAGGUGCAAGCUCACGGCCAUCCGGAGCUGCGUCGAGUGGGAGCCAGAGUGCCUCCCGCUGGUGUCAGAGUUCAUCGGCAAGCCGGUCGUGCCCCUCGGCCUUCUGCCGCCAUCGCCCGACGGAGGCCGCCGUGCAGCCAACACGAACGGAGAAGACGCCACCAUUCGCUGGCUGGACGCUCAACCGCCCAACUCGGUCGUGUACGUCGCGCUGGGGAGCGAGGUGCCGCUGCCAGUGGAGCAGACGCACGAGCUGGCUCUCGGGCUAGAGCUCUCCAAGACACGCUUCCUAUGGGCUCUCAGGAAGCCCAGUGGCGUCCUCGACGCAGAGAUGCUUCCUAUGGGCUUCCAAGAGCGCAUCCACGGUCAUGGGCUAGUGACCACCGGGUGGGUUCCGCAAAUGAGCAUACUGGCCCAUGGCGCCGUGGGCUCGUUCCUGACGCAUUGUGGGCGGAACUCGCUUAUCGAAGGGCUUUUGUUUGGGCACCCUCUGAUUAUGCUGCCCAUUUUCGGGGAUCAAGGGCCCAAUGCCCGUCUUAUGGAGGGGAAGAAGGUAGGAUUGCAGGUAGCAAGGAAUGAGAAUGAUGGGUCAUUCGAUCGCAGCGUUGCGAGCGCAGUCCGGAGCGUCAUGCUAGAGGAAGACGCGAGAAAGAGCUUCGUAGCAAAUGCCCUAGAGAUGCAGAAGAUUGUAGCCGACAAAGAACGCCAUGAGAGGUACAUCGACGAAUUCAUACACCAACUUAGAUCUUACACGUCAGCCCCGACUUCUGACCGAAACUAGCUUCGUAUGAAUAAGGAAAAUUGAUGUGUUUCAAAUAAGGACGUUGACAUUGAUGUGUGUUAAAUAGUUUUCAACUUCUACACCUCUAAAUUAGUUUCAUUCAAUUUGUCAUGAUAUAUAUUUUUUCAUAGUGUAUUUACUUGAUACUGUAGAAUCUCCUGCAAAUACAUGUUCCUAAAUAUAAGGUUCUAGUUUUGUUCCA
This is a messenger RNA of Brachypodium distachyon (stiff brome), 1772 nucleotides long. Its product is annotated as UDP-glycosyltransferase 91C1. NCBI's taxonomy places the organism in Eukaryota, Viridiplantae, Streptophyta, Magnoliopsida, Poales, Poaceae. The record is from RefSeq and is a predicted model, not a curated record. Gene Ontology annotation, molecular function: UDP-glycosyltransferase activity.